UGAAAGCUAACCUAUCUAUAUCCAAGUAAGGUGUAUUUACGCCCAUGUGCUUAGUAAUAAGCACUGGACGCACCACCUCGACCUUGACCGGGAUAAAACUCGUUUUUCAGCUCAUGAAGGCCUUAUUUUAAGAUAAGCCGCUUACUCCGGAUCUACAGAUGUCGCUGUCUUGCUGAUGCAGGGAGAUCGUGUGAGAAGUAGCAGCAGUAUAAGGAAAACAAAACAGAUAGAUACGCCUACAUUUCUUGAGCCAGCACUACAAGCCAAAUGGCAGCAGCUUCUUCUUCGUCCUCCUCCGCCGGAGGUGUUAGUGGGAGCUCCGUCACUGGAUCUGGCUUUAGUGCAUCAGAACUCAUUCCACCUAGAAAAGUUCUCUACACAUACCCUAAAGGAGCUGGAGAGAUGAUGGAAGAUGGCUCAGACAGAUUUCUUUGUGAAUCAGUAUUCAGUUAUCAAGUGGCAUCAACACUAAAACAGGUGAAGCAUGAUCAACAGGUUUCUCGUAUGGAAAAGUUAGCCAGCCUGGUGGAGGAGCUGGAGGCAGACGAGUGGAAAUAUAAGCCAAUUGAACAGCUGCUGGGUUUCACAACUUCAUAGCUAACAUUGUUGUGGCUUAUAAUUAUUUACAAUGAAUUAAUACCAUUAAUACUUUUUCCACAACAUAUAUUUAUAAAUGUGUUUUCUUUAUUAAAUUAUGGGUGCUGAACUGCUGUGUAGGUUACAGUCCUAACUGAGGUUCUUUGAACAUUUUGACAGUUUAACUUGAUUUUAUAAUGUAAAUAUACCAGUGAACUUGACCUACUUUGUAGAUCAUACCAUGUAUGCAAACAUAUCUGGAAGAAGCUGACAUUUUUGGCAUAUUUCAAACAUGAAAAUAACAUUUUCUUCAACUUAUAUGACCUGAAAAAUCUGAAAACCAGCUUGUUUCUGUAAUAAACAUGGGUUUAAAACUAAUUUGGAAAACCUUUGUCAGUAUUCACAGCACAGAUUGCUGAAUCUACAAAUGCAAGUUAAGGCUACAGUGCACAGCAGAAGCCACUUGGCUCGGAUGGACCGAUGUGAUUUGAAAACAUGAAUAAUCUAUGAUUUACUUUGAGUGUAUUGCAGUGUUCCAAUUCGAAAUCUGAUCCAGUUGGUCAGUGAAAACAUAAACACAUUUUUUGCACUUCUGUAAGGUAAAUAAAGGUUCAGGAAUGAACAUAUCACAGA
Trichomycterus rosablanca is the source of this 1209-nucleotide messenger RNA. RefSeq names its product anaphase promoting complex subunit 16 (gene anapc16). Lineage: Eukaryota; Metazoa; Chordata; Actinopteri; Siluriformes; Trichomycteridae. Gene Ontology annotation, biological process: protein ubiquitination. The transcript is spliced from 4 exons. The record is from RefSeq and is a predicted model, not a curated record. Gene Ontology annotation, cellular component: anaphase-promoting complex; kinetochore; cytosol. Bases 268 to 597 code for a protein of 109 amino acids.